Molecule: messenger RNA, 2897 nt
Organism: Jatropha curcas
Lineage: Eukaryota; Viridiplantae; Streptophyta; Magnoliopsida; Malpighiales; Euphorbiaceae
Product: disease resistance family protein / LRR family protein
Molecular function (GO): protein binding
Source: RefSeq, a predicted model, not a curated record
AUAGUCCAAUCUAUAUAUAAACUCAAUUUGCAGAUUUAGUUGUCACUGCAAAAUAAUUCUUCCUUUAUGGAAACCAUUUGUCACCCUUUUCACUUUCUUCUGGUUUUGUGUUUUUUGUUCUCUUCACAUAUAAAGAUCUGUUUGGGCGAUGAAGUUCAAUGCAUCGACAAAGAGAGAGAAGCUCUUGUUGUGUUCAAACAAGGCCUUACUGAUCCUUUUGGUAGACUUUCCUCUUGGGAGGGAAAAGAUUGCUGCAAAUGGAAUGGAAUCAAAUGCAAUAAUCAAACUGGUCAUGUCAUCAAUCUCGACCUUCGAAAUCCUUAUACGUUAAUCAAUGGAGGAGUUGGUGACCAAGAAAUUUAUGAGAAGUCUUGUUUGGGUGGUAAGAUUAGUUCUUCUGUACUCGAGUUACAAUACUUAAGGUAUUUAGAUAUAAGCUUUAAUAAUUUCAAAGGUGCUCAAAUUCCUGAAUUCUUGGGAGAAUUAGAAAAUUUGAGAUACCUUAACCUCUCUUUCUCAUCAUUUUCUGGACUCAUUCCAUCUCAACUUGGAAAUUUGUGGCGAUUGCAAUAUCUUGACCUUAAUGCAAGAUCGUAUAGCAUUUCAGGCGCGUUGGAGCUACGCGCUGACAGUCUGCACUGGCUUUCAGAUCUGUCUUCUUUGAAGUACCUUAAUAUGGGCUAUGUUAAGCUCAAAGAUGUAGGGCCUGAUUGGCUUCAAGCUAUUAAUAUGCUUCCUUCUUUGUUAGAGUUAAACUUGCAUUACUGUGAACUUGAUAAUAUUCCACUUUCACUUUCUUCCAUCAACUUCACUUCUCUUUCUGUUCUUGAUUUAUCAGACAACUCUUUCAAUUCUGCAAUUCCUCAAUGGUUAUUCAAUCUUACUAGCCUUACAAGACUUUAUCUUGUAUGGAACUUUUUCACUGGUCCAAUUCCUGGUGAAUUUGCUAGACUAAAAUCUUUGGAAGUUCUUGAUUUAUCCAAUAAUUUGAACUUUGGAGGUCAUAUCCCUAGUUUUCUUGGUAAUCUAAGUAAGUUGAAGGUCUUAGAUCUUUCUGCUAAUGGUUUAACUGGUGAAGUUCAUGAGUUUUUAGGUGGUUUUGCGGAUAAUCAAAACAACAGCUUAGUGUCAUUAAAUUUGAACUCUAAUUCAUUAACAGGAGAAAUGCCUGAAUCAUUAGGUGUGCUUAAAAAUUUGCAGCAUCUUCACCUUUCAGGAAACUCUUUUUGGGGUUCCAUUCCAGAAUCUAUAGGAAGAUUGUCAUCUUUAAAGGAAUUGGACCUUUCUUAUAACAAUAUGAAUGGGACAAUUCCUAACAGUUUUGGUCAACUCUCAAAGUUAGUGAAUGUAGACCUCAUUUCAAAUUCCUGGGAAGGCAUUUUGACAGAAACCCACUUGAUAAAUCUCAGAAGUUUAGAAAAUAUCCGUCUCACGACCCUCCCUACUAGGUCUUUGAUCUUCAAUGUGUCUCAUAAGUGGAUUCCUCAUUUCAGGCUCAAAUCCAUCCAAAUAGAAAAUUGUGUAAUAGGUCCUUUCUUUCCUAUGUGGCUUCAAGUUCAAAAUGAACUCACCUCUGUCAUUCUAAGAAAUGUUGGAAUCUCAGAUACUAUACCAGCAGAAUGGUUUUCGGAACGAUCUUCUGAAAUCACUUACUUGGUUCUGUCAAAUAAUCAAAUCAAAGGAAAACUGCCAAAUCAAAUGAAAUCUCCAAAUUUAAAGUAUAUUGAUCUGAGUUCUAAUCAUUUCGAGGGUCCUCUUCCAUUUUGGUCUACAAAUGCAUCAACUAUUUACCUUCAGGACAACUUGUUUUCAGGUUCUAUACCUGAAAACAUCGGUAGCCUAAUGCCAAGGCUCGAAAAGUUAUAUCUUUCUUCAAACCAUCUUUCUGGUACAAUUCCAUCAUCAUUUUGUGUUAUGAAUGGCUUGCAAAUUCUUUCCCUUAGAAGCAACAAGCUUUCUGGACAGAUUCCCAACUGUUGGUCUCAUCAGCUAAUGUUCUGGGCUAUUGAUGUGUCAAACAAUAAUUUAACAGGCAAAAUCCCAAGUUCAUUUGGUUCCUUAUCCUCCCUCAGUGUCUUAUUGUUGAGUAACAAUAAUCUUGAUGGAGAGAUUCCUUCAUCAUUGCAAAAUUGCUCGGGAUUAACGAGUGUUGAUCUUCGAAGAAAUAACCUGUCAGGAAAUUUACCUUCUUGGAUAGGAGAAAGGUUUGCUUCCUUAUUCAUGUUACAACUUCAUUCAAACUCAUUUACUGGAGAAAUCCCCAAAGAAGUAUGUAAUCCCAACAAUCUUCACAUUUUAGACCUUUCAGACAACAAAUUUUCAGGUGCUGUUCCAAAAUGUAUUGGAAACCUGACAGGAAUGGUCAGUGGUAAGUACAAUGAGGUUUUUCUACAACUACUAAUGGUUGCAUUGAAAGGAAGAACACUUGAAUAUAACAACAUUUUUGCAGCAGUUAAUGGAAUUGACCUUUCUAGAAAUAAUCUAACUGGAGAAAUUCCUGAUGAGGUAAUAAACCUUCAUGGGUUGCGAUUCUUGAACCUGUCAAGAAAUCAGAUAAGUGGAAAGAUUAAUGAGAAAAUUGGAGAACUUACAGACUUGGAAUCACUUGAUCUGUCAUAUAACCAUCUUUCUGGGCCGAUCCCUCAAAGCUUGGCUACUUUGAAUUCAUUGGUGCGGUUAAAUUUAUCCUACAACAAUUUGGAAGGAAAAAUUCCUGAAGGGCUCAAAAAGUUCAAUGAUCCAUCAGUUUUUGUUGGUAAUCCUUCAUUGUGUGGAACCCCUCUUCCUAAAAAAUGUCCAGGAGGCCAUAGAUUCUCAUAGACCAAGAGAGGAAAAUGAUUAUGAAAUGGCUAUCUUUCUUUAUUAUCAUAUCUUUUUUUUUUUUUUUUUUUUUUCUU